Molecule: messenger RNA, 153 nt
Organism: Plasmopara halstedii
Lineage: Eukaryota; Oomycota; Peronosporomycetes; Peronosporales; Peronosporaceae
Exons: 2
Coding region: 1-153 (50 amino acids)
Source: RefSeq, a predicted model, not a curated record
AUGCACUUGAAUGGCGCGGUGGCAUCGCAACAGCAGCAGCUGGAAGCUGGUGAUGAACCGAGGGCUUCUGCAGCUAAUUCACUUGAUGACGAGUGUACGAGGUUUAAAGUCAGACAUUCAGUUCCAAAGUUAACGUGUCAGCACCUUACAUAG